UAAUGGUGUAACGUCAAAAAGAACAAAAUACGUUUAUUGGUUAACAAACAGAAUAUCUCUAGGAUUGCUCUGCGUACGCCAAUGAAUUAUAUCCGAAAAGCUUGUCGUACGACACAUGUAAUAUUAGCCUUAAGUUUAUGCUUGUAAUAUGGCUGCUCGCAUCUGUUUGUAGACGGUUGUUGAUUUACCGAACAUUUCCUUAUUAAAUUUACUAAAAUGUAUUCUUUAACUCAUAAAAUAGAAAAUGCUCAUGAAGACAGUAUAUGGACCUGUGCAUGGGCAUGUCUAAAGAGGAAAAAGAAUAUUCAGCCUGACAAUGAAGAUUCGCAUGAUUCUAUUCGAUCUAACGAGGAGGAAGCAGUGGAGUAUCUUGUGACAGGUUCUGUAGAUGAUUCCGUAAAAGUAUGGGUGCCACAAGAUGAUACUUUGAAAUUGAAACAUAAAUUAACAGGACAUUCCUUAGGUGUGGUAUCCAUAGCUGUCAGCUCAGAUGGAUCGAAAUGUGCAUCUAGUUCACUUGACUCAAGCUUAAGAUUAUGGGAUUUGGAGUCUGGUGACAAGUUAUCAAACAUUGAAGUUGGUCCAGUGGAUAUUUGGACGGUAGUCUUUUCCCCAGAUGACAAGUUUGUUGUAUCUGGUAGCCAUGCUGGUAAAAUACAUUUAUAUGGAGUAGAAAGUGGUAAACAAGAGCAAACUCUAGACACAAGAGGUGGAAAGUUCACUUUGAGUGUUGCUUAUAGCCCCGAUGGUAAAUAUAUCGCAAGCGGUGCGAUUGAUGGAAUUAUCAAUAUUUUUGAUGUUACCUAUGGAAAAGUUUUGAGAACACUAGAAGGUCAUGCAAUGCCUAUCAGGUCUCUGUGUUUCUCACCAGAUUCUCAAUUGCUCCUAACAGCAUCUGAUGAUGGACAUAUGAAACUGUAUGAUGUCAAGGAUGCAAAUCUAGCAGGAACAAUGUCGGGGCAUGCCUCUUGGGUACUCGGCGUGGCUUUUUCACAAGAUGGACAACAAUUUGCGUCGAGUAGCUCUGAUCACACAGUUAAGAUCUGGGAAUUGGCGCGAAGACAAUGCCUGCAUACAUUUAGGGAGCAUAAUGAUCAGGUAUGGGCAGUAAAGUAUAAUCCACAGAAGAAUAACGUAAUCGCGUCGGUGUCUGAAGAUAAAUCUAUCAAUUUAUAUGAAUGUCCGAUAUAUAAUAAGUGAAUACGUCACAGUAUGAGUGUUCGUGCGUGUAUAAAAGGGCGAAUAAAUGUCUUUUUUAUCUACCA
Molecule: messenger RNA, 1265 nt
Organism: Harpegnathos saltator (Jerdon's jumping ant)
Lineage: Eukaryota; Metazoa; Arthropoda; Insecta; Hymenoptera; Formicidae
Product: WD repeat-containing protein 61
Exons: 8
Coding region: 217-1200 (327 amino acids)
Cellular component (GO): Cdc73/Paf1 complex
Molecular function (GO): protein binding
Source: RefSeq, a predicted model, not a curated record